Messenger RNA from Danaus chrysippus (African queen), 516 nucleotides. The record is from the annotation of a GenBank genome assembly. Lineage: Eukaryota; Metazoa; Arthropoda; Insecta; Lepidoptera; Nymphalidae.
AUGGUCAAUUGGAGUAUGAUUGGUGCAAUGGUGCUGCCAAAUGCCGGUGGCUGGCUCGGAGCUUUGACUAUGUCCGGGCAAGUUAGAUCUAAGACUGGAAUAUCCUGGUAUGAUACAAUAAAAAAACCAAGUUGGAAUCCUCCAAAAUGGGUUUUUGGACCGGCCUGGACCAUUCUAUAUACAAGUAUGGGAUAUGCCUCUUAUAAGAUUUAUGAAGAUUGUGGAGGUUUUACAGAGAAAGCUGUAUUGCCACUAUCUUUAUACGGCAGUCAAUUAUUGUUAAACUGGACUUGGAGUCCGGUGUUUUUUAAAUAUCAUAAAAUAGGUUGGGCUUUCGUACAUAUAGUAGCAUUAGACGUAAUGGCCGCUGCCUGUUCGUUUAGCUUCUACAACAUCAAUCAAAAUACUAUAUAUUUUAUGUCGCCGUAUCUAGCUUGGCUUAGUUUCGCGUCUUUGCUCAACUAUACUAUAUGGAAAAUGAACAGUGAUGACAAAGGUACCAUUAAACCUCUAUAA